Tremella mesenterica DSM 1558 is the source of this 723-nucleotide messenger RNA. RefSeq lists its product as uncharacterized. The record is from RefSeq and is a predicted model, not a curated record. The transcript is spliced from 7 exons. Bases 1 to 723 code for a protein of 240 amino acids. Lineage: Eukaryota; Fungi; Basidiomycota; Tremellomycetes; Tremellales; Tremellaceae.
AUGGCCAUCCUGACAGAUACUCCAGGUCAGAGAGAACUGGACAACGUCCAAUCGUACCUCAAUGGUCAAGCAGAUAUCUUAACAGCAAUCGUCAAACACAGAACUUCUCGUCGUGGUCAUUUAGGUCAUCUACACAUAUCAUCAAUCGAUCCUGAAGGGAAAAACAUCACUAUCCUCAUUCAUCCUCCACCAACGAAUGAAGAGAUCAAAUUGGAAAUACCAUUUGACCCUCCUGUUAAAUCGCCUUAUGAAGUACGACCGAGAUUGUUAGCAUGGAGAGAUUUAGCUUAUUCACAUUUUGACGUUCCAAGAAAUCCAGUUAUCACAUAUUAUUCAUUUCCUUCACCUUUACCUUGGCUCAUUCCAUUACUUCUUGCAUUAUCAGCUUUAUUCUUCGCGUUAUUAGGAAGAGGAGAUCAUGCAGAUUGGUUCAGAGAAAAGAUAGAGGUGUAUCUAGGGAAGUAUGCCGUUAAGAUUAGUGCGGUAUUUGCUCUCGUGACGCAUAUCGGCGAAAGUAUAUGGAUGAGUUAUCUGUGUCGUAGACAUCGAAUACCUAGAUCAGCAACUGUGAAAUGGAUCAUCACCGUUUUAUCAGUCGGAGUAGCAGGAAUCACAGAGUUUUUCGAGUGUGUGGAAUUUGAACGUAUCAGACAUAUCUACGCUAGGACAGAUGUCGGUCCUCUCCCACCUCGUGUAUGCGCAACGAAAUCGAAAACCAUCUAA